Messenger RNA from Aspergillus glaucus CBS 516.65, 3219 nucleotides. RefSeq lists its product as uncharacterized. The coding region runs from base 1 to 3219 and encodes 1072 amino acids. The record is from RefSeq and is a predicted model, not a curated record. The transcript has 4 exons. NCBI's taxonomy places the organism in Eukaryota, Fungi, Ascomycota, Eurotiomycetes, Eurotiales, Aspergillaceae. Gene Ontology annotation, molecular function: protein binding.
AUGGCGGGUGAAGAAUGGGAACCUUUUAAGCCGGAAAUCGAGCGUCUCUAUUGUUAUGAAAACAAGACAUUGCGUCAAGUCAAGGAUUACAUGGCGUCCAUGUACGACUUUGACAAGUCUCCAUCACAAUACCAAAGGCAACUCGCGAAAUGGGGUCUCAGCAAAAACCAAACACGAGUAGCCGAUUGGGAGUUUAUCGGGCGACGAACAGAGAAAAGAAAACGAAAUGACGAAAAAGAAAGCGAGGUUCACAUCGGUGGUAUCCAGCUUCGGCCUCAAAAGAUCAGGAAAGCAAAGUACAGGGAGGCCUUUGUAUCGACAAUGGACAUAUACAUCGCUAAUUCAUUGCAAGCUCCGUCGCCGGCUACCCCAGAAGGAGUGGUUGUCUGCACCCCGGUGUCACCAGGGAUGCGUCUUAAGUGGAACGCCUCUCUUCCAUGGCUGCGAUUCAUCAGCCUACUAAGGCCUGAAAUGAGUCAAGAUGCACCCUCUCCGUCGUCCUCGCUUACGGUACCCUCACCUCGGGAGCUCGAUGUGCCCUCUCACACUGCCAGCCGGGAGCUUAUGCGACGCUUGGCUUCGAUAGUACCAUGGAAUAGACUCAACAGCCCCCAGAACAUAUACAGUAGCUCCCGAACUGCGGCAGCUUUGAUGAUUCUGAUGCCAGAGAAGUCUGAGGGGGAACACCUUGAAUUGUCGUCCAAUUUGAGCGAUUCCAAGCAAAAUGGCAGAGACCGUCUGACUCUCGAGCUGUUUCUGUUGUCCAAUAACCUCGUCUCACAUGCACCUGGUGGACGGUCCGAAGAUAGUAUGCUAUACGAUGACGAACGUGUCAUGGAAACGUUUAACGAGUCUGGGUGGAACAACGUCAAGCAUCUUCAAAUGUUGUUAUCGACUCACGAACCGACGGCCGGCGCAAUUGCAGAGAAGCUGUUCGCAAGUGCUAUAAGAUUAGUCGAUGUGGACACUGUGAAAAUGAUGCUCGAGGCAGGAAUGGAUGUAAAUGCAACAGUCGACACCAUCCGUCACGGCCCUCUGAGCUCCCUGCAAUUUGCCUCAGCAAUUUCGGAUAAUGAGGGCCUAGAGCUCAUGCAACUUCUUCUAUCAUAUGGGGCAAAUGUAAACCUCUCGCACAAUGAGCAUUCCGCUCUGGGGCUUGCUAUUGACGAAAGGAAUGAUGAGAUCACACGAGUGCUCCUAGAUCACGGAGCUAUAGUAACACCAUCGUGUCUUUCUGCUAUUGCCACCUACAGAACCAUUGACAACCUUGUCAGGGACGUUAUCAAUGCUUGUCCUAAUGUGAACGAGCGAACUGGGUGGCAGGAUCCUAGUGCUCUCACCCGCGCUGUAUCACAUAGAAAUGUUGCAAUGAUAGUCCUGCUACUCGCGAGAGGCGCCGAGAUAAACGAAUUAGUUGACAUUGACUUUGACAAUGACCUGGCUGUCACCACAGUGCUAGGAAUUGCGGUCAAGUCUGGUCUUCGGGUGGUACAGUCCCUACUGUGUGCCUGUCGGAACGUCAACCCCAAGUUUGACGACUUUCCCUAUGUAUCGCCACUCGCGCUAGCUGUAGAGACCGGCAAUACUGAAAUUACCUGGACUUUGCUCCAAGCAGGGGUAGAUGUUGAGGUUGCUGAUGGGCAGGGUAACAUGACAUUGCUCGAACGUGCCACGAAGAAGAAGAACCCGAGCCUGUGGCGAGUGUUGAUCGAAUAUGGUGCUCAACUUGACAGGCCUUCGUCUGACACAAAGCGCGCAUCCUCAGCAAUUCUUGUUGCUAUAAUGGAGAAGCAAUCUGAUCUGGUUGAGCUCUUGAUCAAAGUUGGUGCAAGACUGAAUGACGAAUACAGCCAACCUCCCGGUACUGUCCUCGGGGCAGCCAUUGAAAUUGGGGACACAUUAUUGAUCGACAAGCUGUUGGCUGCAGGCGCUAGAGUGCUGAAAGGACAGCUAAGGCGCAUUGGGAACCUACAUACUGCGAUGUAUCUGCAGCAACGUACUGUUUUGCAAAGAAUUUUGCAGACCUCUGGACCGGAGAUCUUGGCGGCCGCAUUAUUAGCCAGAGAUGAUGAUUUUUGCCAGUACCUGCUUGAGUAUGAUGCCGAUCUGGCAAAAGGACUUACAGAUUCCCAGGACUCCAGGUGGGCAAAAACCCCCCUGGGAGCGGCAAUACAGACGCGCAACUUUGUCUUCGCAGAGACUCUCUUGAGCCGUGGCGCUAAAGUCACAGAAGGCGAUCUUGCGGACGCAAUGAACUAUUGUGGAGAUAAUACUGAAUUUCUUCAACGCCUACUGCCUGGGUUCCGCGGAAGCGCCCCGACUGCGGUGGGAGUUGCGGUGCUCAAUAAUAUGAAAUGCCUAGAAGUGCUUCGAGAGGCAAAUGUGGACCCCACUGGAGCACCACAACUGUUUCAGGACACCUGGGAUCUAGACGACUUCGACUUGGAGCCUCCGCAAUCGGCCCUUGAAAUUGCGGUUGUAAUGGGCAAAGAGGCUAUGGGCAAAGAGGCUCUGGGCUUUCUUCUUCAGUGGACCGCUUGGGACCCUAGGCUGACCGGCCGUGCCUUAGUCAUUGCAAUCGGUUUAAAUGAACACGACCUUGUCGACAGCUUGCUAACAUGUGGCCCUGACCUGCGCCAAGAAGUCGCCAUCAGAUAUAUGUAUUACGAAGACGAAGAUAGUGAAACAAGGAAUGAACAGUACGAAAUCUUCACCCCUCUCCAGGCAGCGGUCAAAGAGCAGCUAGUUCCUGUGGCAAAAUUCCUCGCCAAAUCUGUCGAUGUGGAUUACCUAGGCGAUGGUGCUCGUCGCCGGACACCGCUACAACAUGCAGUUGAGAAAGGAAACAUGGAACUCAUCAAAAUGCUUCUGCAACAUGGGGCUAGGGUUGACGGCCCUCCUGCUAGGGACGGGGGUGCCACAGCUCUACAAAUUGCAGCAUUUCAGGGAUACGUUGGUAUUGCUCGAAGAUUAAUCGACCUGGGUGCGGACAUCAACGAAGCCCCUGCCAGAUUCAACGGACGUACGGCUUUACAGGGAGCGGCAGAACAUGGUCGAAUUGAUCUGUUGCAGAUGCUGCUUGAUGAAGGGGCGUUAAUUGUCGGUGAUGGUGAACAGCAAUAUCAAAGGGCCGUAGAGCUUGCGGAGCAAAACGGACAUAAAGCUGCUGCCCGGCUCUUGAGGUCUUUCAGGAGCUUGGUUCAGUUGAGUACUCCCUAG